UCCGCCCAGUUCGGUGCCAGCUGCGUGGGCUCCAGCUUCGUGCGUCUCCCUCGGAAUGCUCCAAAACUCGGCCGCGACUAAGGAAAUCCCAUCGGAAUUUGCGAGGCGUGCUCUCACCCGGUAUAGCGCCCGCGCCGCUGCUCCCUGGAUCCGAACACUUCCUCUAGAAGACAGCAACUUUGCAGAGACAAGGAAAUAGCAUGGCAUGAAACAUGGCUCAGUUCUAUUACAAAAGAAAUGUUAAUGCCCCCUACAGAGAUCGCAUCCCUCUAAGGAUAGUGCGGGCAGAAUCGGAACUUUCACCAUCAGAAAAAGCCUACCUGAACGCUGUGGAAAAAGGAGAUUAUGCAAGUGUCAAGAAAUCCCUAGAGGAAGCCGAAAUUUAUUUUAAAAUCAAUAUUAAUUGCAUCGAUCCUCUUGGAAGAACUGCUCUCCUCAUCGCAAUUGAAAAUGAGAACUUGGAGCUCAUUGAAUUGCUCUUAAGUUUUAAUGUGUACGUCGGAGAUGCUCUAUUACAUGCUAUCAGAAAAGAAGUCGUGGGAGCUGUUGAGCUGUUAUUGAACCACAAAAAGCCAAGUGGAGAAAAACAGGUGCCUCCCAUACUCCUGGAUAAGCAGUUCUCUGAAUUUACUCCAGAUAUAACACCAAUCAUUUUGGCAGCCCAUACAAAUAAUUAUGAGAUAAUAAAACUUUUGGUUCAGAAAGGAGUCUCAGUCCCCCGACCCCAUGAGGUCCGCUGUAACUGUGUUGAAUGUGUCUCCAGUUCAGACGUGGACAGCCUCCGUCAUUCCCGCUCCAGACUCAACAUCUACAAGGCCUUGGCCAGUCCCUCUCUCAUCGCAUUGUCAAGUGAAGAUCCUUUUCUUACAGCCUUUCAGCUAAGCUGGGAGCUCCAGGAACUGAGCAAGGUGGAAAAUGAAUUCAAGUCAGAGUAUGAGGAGCUGUCACGACAAUGCAAACAAUUUGCUAAAGACCUACUGGAUCAGACAAGAAGUUCUAGAGAACUGGAAAUCAUUCUUAAUUACCGAGAUGACAAUAGUUUGAUAGAAGAACAGAGUGGAAAUGAUCUUGCAAGACUAAAAUUGGCCAUUAAGUACCGUCAAAAAGAGUUUGUGGCCCAGCCCAACUGUCAACAGCUGCUGGCAUCGCGCUGGUACGAUGAGUUUCCAGGCUGGAGGAGAAGACACUGGGCGGUGAAGAUGGUGACAUGUUUCAUAAUAGGACUGCUUUUUCCUGUCUUCUCUGUGUGCUACCUGAUAGCUCCCAAAAGCCCCCUUGGACUGUUCAUCAGAAAGCCAUUUAUCAAGUUUAUCUGCCACACAGCAUCCUAUCUGACUUUUUUGUUCCUGCUGCUGCUUGCCUCUCAGCACAUCGACAGGUCAGACUUGAACAGGCAAGGUCCACCACCAACCAUCGUCGAGUGGAUGAUAUUACCAUGGGUCCUGGGUUUUAUAUGGGGAGAAAUUAAACAGAUGUGGGAUGGUGGACUUCAAGAUUACAUCCAUGACUGGUGGAAUCUCAUGGAUUUUGUGAUGAACUCUCUAUAUUUGGCAACAAUCUCCUUGAAAAUUGUUGCAUUUGUAAAGUACAGUGCUCUUAAUCCACGAGAAUCUUGGGACAUGUGGCACCCCACCCUGGUGGCUGAGGCUUUAUUUGCUAUUGCAAACAUCUUCAGUUCCCUGCGUCUGAUCUCACUGUUUACUGCCAAUUCCCACCUGGGACCUCUACAAAUAUCUCUGGGAAGAAUGCUCCUGGACAUUUUAAAGUUUCUGUUUAUAUACUGCCUUGUGUUGCUAGCAUUUGCCAAUGGCCUAAACCAAUUAUACUUCUAUUACGAAGAAACAAAAGGGUUAAGCUGCAAAGGCAUACGAUGCGAAAAGCAGAAUAAUGCAUUUUCAACAUUAUUUGAGACACUCCAGUCCCUGUUUUGGUCCAUAUUUGGGCUCAUCAAUUUGUAUGUGACCAAUGUCAAAGCACAGCAUGAAUUCACUGAGUUUGUUGGUGCCACCAUGUUUGGGACAUACAAUGUCAUCUCUCUGGUUGUCCUACUCAACAUGCUGAUAGCUAUGAUGAACAAUUCUUACCAACUUAUUGCUGAUCAUGCAGAUAUAGAAUGGAAAUUUGCUCGAACAAAGCUUUGGAUGAGUUAUUUUGAAGAAGGAGGUACUCUGCCUACUCCCUUCAAUGUCAUCCCAAGCCCCAAGUCACUAUGGUACCUAAUCAAAUGGAUAUGGACACAUUUGUGCAAGAAAAAGAUGAGAAGAAAGCCAGAAAGUUUUGGAACAAUAGGGAGGCGAGCUGCUGAUAAUUUGAGAAGACAUCACCAAUACCAAGAAGUUAUGAGGAACCUGGUGAAGCGAUAUGUCGCCGCAAUGAUUAGAGAUGCUAAAACAGAAGAAGGCCUGACUGAAGAGAACUUUAAGGAACUAAAGCAAGACAUUUCUAGUUUCCGCUUUGAAGUCCUGGGAUUACUAAAAGGAAGCAAACUUUCUACAAUCCAGUCUGGUAACACUUCCAAGGACUCUUCUAAUUCAGCAGACUCCGAUGAAAAGAGUGACAACGAAGGAGGUAGCAAAGACAAGAAGAAGAAUUUCAGUCUUUUUGACUUAACCACUCUUAUUCACCCACGAUCGGCAGCCAUCGCCUCUGAACGACACAACAUAAGCAAUGGCUCCGCUCUCGUGGUGCAGGAGCCACCCAGGGAAAAGCAGAGAAAAGUGAAUUUUGUGACCGACAUCAAAAACUUUGGGUUAUUUCACAGACGUUCAAAACAGAGCGCUGCGGAGCAAAGUGCAAACCAAAUCUUCUCUGUGUCAGAAGAAGUUUCUCGUCAACAGGCUGCAGGACCCCCCGAGAGAAAUAUUCAACUGGAAACUCGAGGAUUAGCGUCCCGAGGUGACGCGAGCAUUCCCGGUCUCAGCGAACAGUGUGUGCUAGUGGACCAUAGAGAAAGGAAUACGGACACGCUGGGCGUCCAGGUCGGCAAGCGAGUGUGUUCCUUCAAGUCCGAGAAGGUGGUGGUGGAAGACACUGUUCCUAUAAUACCAAAGGAAAAACAUGCGAAGGAGGAGGACUCCGGUACAGACUACGAUUUAAGCCUCACAGACUCAGCCACUCAUGAAGAUUAUGUGACAACGAGGUUGUGAUACUUGAAAGAGGAAGAGCUUACCGUACAUAUACAAAUUUCCCUUAAUGUUCUGGGUGGGAGGGAAGUGUUUAAAAUUAAAUUAGCAAGUGUUAACUUACACUUUCUAGCAUUUAUCAACGGUGGCAUAUUCACUUGUAACAUGUUUAAGGCAAAGGCUAGCAAAAACCCUCCUGUUUUGUAGCCUGCUUUUGCUUUCACAAUUUGUUUUAGAGGUUUUUCUGUUGUUGUUGUUGUUAAUAAAUAAAUGCACCUUGUAUUCUUGUACUGUUGCAAUAGC
Molecule: messenger RNA, 3425 nt
Organism: Tupaia belangeri chinensis (Chinese tree shrew)
Lineage: Eukaryota; Metazoa; Chordata; Mammalia; Scandentia; Tupaiidae
Gene: TRPC4
Product: transient receptor potential cation channel subfamily C member 4
Exons: 11
Coding region: 213-3146 (977 amino acids)
Biological process (GO): calcium ion transmembrane transport; regulation of cytosolic calcium ion concentration
Cellular component (GO): cation channel complex; plasma membrane
Molecular function (GO): protein binding; store-operated calcium channel activity; inositol 1,4,5 trisphosphate binding
Source: RefSeq, a predicted model, not a curated record